Messenger RNA from Adineta ricciae, 1422 nucleotides. Lineage: Eukaryota; Metazoa; Rotifera; Eurotatoria; Adinetida; Adinetidae. The record is from the annotation of a GenBank genome assembly.
AUGUCUACUAAGAGUCUUAUCAGUAAUAAGAAGAACGAUGAGGCACGAGUAAAGUCAAUUAUGAUUAACAAAUUGAUUGAUGAUCCUCAAAUGAAAGAAAUGAUCGUUAUGGAAUACGAACAAUUGACACCUUCGCAAAUAUGGAAUCGAUUUAAACAAUUAGCGAAGAAGCAGGGAAAUUGUUUAAUUCCAAAUUGGCUCUCACUCGUACUCUGCAACCUAUUUCUCGUCUUCCUAUUCGGCUUAAUGGCUGCAGCGAUUAUGCUUGCUAAGGAUCCUCCGGGUCAACAAAAGCAGAUUACUGCUGCACCACUGAAAGCUAAUCUUAGUUACAAUGAAUCUUGUUACACCUUUGAUUCAUCCUGUAGUCUAACGUUAAAUCUAUGGUGUAUUAAUGAUUACUGUCAGUGUUACAAUCAAUUGUACUAUUGGAAUGGAGUCAGAUGUGUAAAAUGUCCAAGUACAUUCUAUUACAAUGGAUCACAAUGCACUUGUCCAUCGAAUUUGUACUUACAAGGACCAACAAACACUUUGUGCGCAUCGUAUAAAACGUAUACACAAUCAUGCACAACGUACGUUCUGUGUGAUUCAAGUGUAGGUCUGUACUGUGACAAUGGAAAGUGUAAUUGUACUUAUGACUAUUAUUGGAGUUCAACAGAUGGCUCUUGCGUGAGAUAUUCAUCAAAUACAGAAAACUGUAGUUCGACGAUUUAUUGUCUUCCAAGUGAUUCCACUGGAAAUCCUACUUCACUAACAUGUCUUAAUGGGACAUGUCAAUGUCCAACAAGUGGUAAAUGGUAUUGGACAGGCGAUGUGUGCACGCAAAUCAAGAGCUAUAAUGGAUCGUGUUUCUUUGAUCAACAGUGCGAUGGUACUUUACAGUUGAUAUGUAAUAAUGGUGUUUGUGUUUGUUCGGGUGCAACAGCCUAUGGAACUUGGUUUUGGAAUGGAACACAGUGUGUUCUAUGCCCUCUCGGUUGGCUCAAUUAUGAAAUAUACUGCUAUUACAAUUCUCCAAUUCCUGCAACGCAACCUGUGGCACGUGAAUAUUGUCAACAGUAUGGAGGUGAUCUUUUGUAUAUUGAAUCUCAAACUGAGUUUAAAUUCAUCGAACCUCGUGCGGCUGCGAUCAUUGGCAGUUAUAACCUAGCCUUUGUCGGUUAUAUUACACUGAAUAAUACGGCACCGGGUAGUUUUACAUGGUACAACGGGAAAACCUUUACUGGUGCGCAUACACCAGACGUUUGGUGGUGCGAAGCCAACUCACCAUAUGGAUACCAGCCAACAUAUUCCUAUAGAUCAUCAGCAACUCCACAAGUUCAAGCUUGUGGUGCUCUACAAGUCUAUGGCGGUACGAAUGUAUGCAUGAAUGAUUGGUGGUGUUCAGCUUCAUUACCAUUCAUAUGUAAGAAAUCACAAUGA